CAAAAUCGGUGUUCUGGUCGUUUGAUGGACCAGGGAGGGUCAGGUUCAUGGUGACCUCUUCCUCCUUUCCGAGCUGUGAUUUUAUACUGGUGAUUGUUGGUAUUGAUACAACAAGAGGGUUGGAGUAAACCGCACUUGCUUCGACCCCCUUUCAGGGCAAUGUCCAUAUCUGUAACUUUUUCCUUAUUUUCAUAUUUAAACAUGAAUAUAUCUUCUGAUUCUACUUUCGAAUCCAACAAGAACAUCACUCAGCCUAGUUUCCAGUGUAACUUCUCUGAUGCAUUGAAUAUAAAGACAUCGAAAUAUGAAGAGCAAACAGAAGGUAUUCAUUCAGAAUCAAUAUGGAAAAAUCCCACAGAAGAACAUACUGUAAAAUCUAGUACAUCAUCUCAUGAGAUCUCACAGGGGAAUGUGAGAGAACACAUUUCCAGAGAGGUUGAAGAAACUGUGGAAAAGAUUAAUUUAAAAAGAAAACAAGACACAUCACUUUUGGCAGAUUUUAAAAAAUCUCUUGAAAUUCAAAUAAAUAGAACGUACAGUAUGGUUGAAGAGUCUAUGUACAGUUUAUACGAAAAAACUGGCAAUGAAAUAGAAUGCAAGUUACAAGAGCUGUCUGCCAUCUUGGAACGGAUCUCUAAACUUGAAACCGAACUACAAGAAUUUCGAUCGGCGUUUGAUGUAUUAUAUCAGGAUCUUCAACAAUCAAUCAAUCUCCAGGGAAAUAAUUAAUCACCAUGUCAUAUAAUCUUUGGAAAUUAUUGCUGUUUGUUUGUUGAAAUCUUUCAGCUAGAUUUUAAUUUUUCAGUGUCUUGUUUAAUCUUCAUUCAAUUUAUAUACCAGAAAAUUAUUAUUUAUUGAUUAAUAUCCCAGAAAAAAAUCUUAAGAUUCAUCCGAGCCAAACAUCAACCAUCUUUCUUUCAUGGUAUCGAUAUUUAUUUGUAGAUGUUUAAAGGUUUUGUUAUUUC
Limulus polyphemus (Atlantic horseshoe crab) is the source of this 965-nucleotide messenger RNA. RefSeq lists its product as uncharacterized. The record is from RefSeq and is a predicted model, not a curated record. Bases 160 to 729 code for a protein of 189 amino acids. Gene Ontology annotation, cellular component: central element. Gene Ontology annotation, biological process: synaptonemal complex assembly. NCBI's taxonomy places the organism in Eukaryota, Metazoa, Arthropoda, Merostomata, Xiphosura, Limulidae. The transcript is spliced from 4 exons.